AUGGGGAAAGCGGCCGCUCUGUGCCGAGGCGGCGGCUUCAGCGGCCGCUCCCGCGGGCUCUCCUCUCUCUUCACGGUUGUCCCCUGCCUGUCCUGCCACACGGCGGCGCCGAACAUGAGCGCUUCCACGCCCGGCCCCGGGCCGGAGCCCAAGCCUCAGCCCCAGCUAGUGCCCCGGCCCAGGCGGGAGCUGAUGUCAGAACAGGUGUCGGAGCCAGUUUCUGAGCGGAUGCCAAGAUCGGAGCCUGAGUCCAAGAUGUCUGUACCGAGGCCAGGGUUCAAACAGGAAUUAGAACUGCUGCCCGGGUUGGGGACAGGAUCAGGGCCCGGGCCAGAGUUGGGCUCAAGCCCAGGGGCUGGGCCCUUCACCAAGACCCCAUCCGAGCAGGUGCCGGCACUGGGGCCAGUAUCGGGGAGCGUGCCCUUGAACAAACUCGAGUCAGGGUUGUUGCCGGCAUCAAAGCCCCCACGACCAGGACAGACGAAGACAAAUCUUGGGGCUCCAAUGCCAGGGAGUGGCACAACUUCCACUGUCCCGGUGGUCUUACUACCUCUGGACAGCUUCAAAGGCUGGCUUCUCAAGUGGACCAACUACCUGAAGGGCUACCAGCGCCGUUGGUUCGUGCUCGGCAAUGGCCUCCUCUCUUACUACAGAAAUCAGGGUGAAAUGGCCCACACCUGCCGUGGCACCAUCAACCUGUCCACCGCGCACUUUGACACGGAGGACUCUUGCGGUAUCGUGCUGACCAGUGGGGCCAGGACCUACCACCUCAAGGCCAGCUCGGAGGUGGAGCGGCAGCAGUGGAUCACCGCCCUGGAGCUGUCCAAGGCCAAGGCUGUCCGAAUGAUGAGCAGCCACUCAGAUGACUCUGGGGACGACGAGGACGGGACUGCCUCCCCAGCUGACAAGAGCGAGCUACACGACACCAUCAGGAACCUCUCCCUGAAGCUGGAUGACCUCAGCAACUGCAAUGAGCUCGUGGCCAAGCAUGGCGCAGCGCUGCAGCGCUCCCUGAACGAGCUGGACGGCCUCAGGAUCCCCUUUGAGAGCAGUGAGAAGCUGAAGGCCGUGAACGAGCGGGCCACCCUCUUCCGCAUCACGUCAAAUGCUAUGAUCAAUGCCUGCAGGGACUUCCUGGCACUAGCAGAGACACACAGCCGGAAAUGGCAGCGUGCUCUGCAGUAUGAGCAGGAGCAGCGCGUCCAUCUGGAGGAGACCAUUGAGCAGCUGGCCAAGCAGCACAACAGCCUCGAGCGUGCCUUCCGCAGCGCCCCAGGCCGGGCCUCCAACCCCACCAAGAGCUUCAGUGAGGGAAGCCUCUUAACCACCAAAGGUGAGGACAGUGAGGAAGAUGAAGACACCGAGUACUUCGACGCCAUGGAAGACUCCACGUCCUACAUCACCGUGAUCACCGAGGCCAAGGAGGACAGAAAAGCUGAGAGUGGGACUACAGGCUCCGUGGAAUGGACCUCAGACAAUGUGCUAGAUGGCGCCUCACUUGUGCCCAAGGGCCCCCCCAAAGUCAAGAGGCGUGUCCGCAUCCCGGACAAGCCCAACUACAGCCUUAACCUCUGGAGCAUCAUGAAGAACUGCAUUGGCAGGGAGCUCUCCAAGAUCCCCAUGCCGGUCAACUUUAACGAGCCCCUGUCCAUGCUCCAGCGGCUGACGGAGGACCUGGAGUACCACCACCUGCUGGACAAGGCAGUGCACUGCACCAACUCCGUGGAGCAGAUGUGCCUGGUGGCGGCCUUCUCCGUGUCCUCCUACUCCACCACCGUGCACCGCAUCGCCAAGCCCUUCAACCCCAUGCUGGGCGAGACCUUCGAGCUGGACCGUCUGGAUGACAUGGGCCUGCGCUCCCUCUGCGAGCAGGUGAGCCACCACCCGCCAUCGGCUGCGCACUAUGUGUUCUCCAAGCAUGGCUGGAGCCUCUGGCAGGAGAUCACCAUCUCCAGCAAGUUCCGGGGGAAAUACCUCUCCAUCAUGCCGCUAGGUGCCAUCCACUUAGAAUUCCAGGCCAGUGGAAAUCACUACGUGUGGAGGAAAAGCACCUCAACUGUGCAUAACAUCAUCGUGGGCAAGCUCUGGAUCGACCAGACAGGGGACAUUGAGAUUGUGAACCACAGGACCAAGGACCGGUGCCAGCUGAAGUUUUUGCCCUACAGCUACUUUUCCAAAGAGAUGGCCCGGAAGGUGACAGGUGUGGUGAGUGACAGCCAGGGCAAAGCCCACUAUGUGCUGUCAGGCUCGUGGGAUGAACAGAUGGAGUGCGCCAAGAUCGUGCAAAGCAGCCCCAGUAGCCCCAGCUCAGACGGGAAGCAGAAGACAGUAUACCAGACGCUACCAGCCAAGCUGCUGUGGAAGAAGUACCCGUUGCCGGAGAACGCAGAGAACAUGUACUACUUCUCUGAACUGGCCCUGACCCUCAACGAGCACGAGGAGGGUGUUGCGCCCACCGACAGCCGCCUGCGGCCGGACCAGCGGCUGAUGGAGAAGGGCCACUGGGACGAGGCCAACACGGAGAAGCAGCGGCUGGAGGAGAAGCAGCGCGUGAAUCGGCGCCGGCGGCUGGAGGCCUGUUCAAGGGGCUGCGGUGCAGAGGAAGAGAAGGAGGCCGAGGUAUACGUGCCGCUGUGGUUCGAGAGGAGGCUGGACCCGCUGACUGGGGAGACGGCCUGCAUGUACAAGGGCGGCUACUGGGAGGCCAAGGAGAAGCAGGACUGGCACAUGUGCCCCAACAUCUUCUGAGCACCGCCCACUCCUGCAAAUACAGGCGCCUGCACAGACUGGUCCACCUUUUAUUUAAUGCACUCAAGUUAGUACUCAACAGCCCUUCUACCCUACCUUUCUCUCUUUUUUUUAAAUAACUUUCUGGGGGCUCCUGCCUUGGAAGGAGUAAGUGUUGACCCAGGUCCUCAACAGCCCCGGGGUGCCCCGGGUCUCCUGAGCCCCUUCAUCAUGGACUUGGGCCCCAUCCGAUCCCAGCUCCAGUCACCACAACUCAGGCAGGCUGGCCCGGGCACCUGGGCUGCCCCAGUCACCAGCCCCACCCAGGGAGGAACUGGCCUCUCCCAGGGAGCCACUUUUGACUUUUUUAGAAAAAAAUUAUCUCCAUUUCUUUCCAGCCAAGAUGUUUAGUAAAUAUUUUUAGUACAGCACUUAGUGGACAACUUUCUAAGUGUGCUUUCUUGCCACUAAAGUGUCCUGGCAAGAACCCCUUCUUUUUAAAACAUCAGAAAGCCAGACAUAACGCUUUGAGUGGGGAGCAUUUUAUAGUUUAAACAGCAAGGCCGUGUGUAUCUGAGCUGCCCGCCCUACAGGGGCCCAGGACCCUCCAGAGAAGGAGAGCACAAGUCAGUUGUCUCUGGAGCUACAGUUCCACCCACUGUGAGGGAGGGGACACUGAGGGGCCACCAUGUGGAUUUGAAGGCAACCGCCCCUGCCUAGCCUUGGCCAUAUUAGGGCUGCUCCCCAGCCCCUGAGAGGACAGGAACAGCCAUGGGCCAGACCUGCAGGUGCUCCCACCCCAGAACCAGGCCCCGAAUCAGCAAUAAGAACCAACAAUCGGCUUAGCCUGGGCUGGUGUCCUGGGCACCAGAGACCCGGCAUCCCACCUCUGGGGUGUCCCAUCUCAGCACCCCCUGAACUCUUUAUUUGCCUGAUUUAUAUAUAUGAUAUAUAAAUAUAUACAAAAUAGCUAUUUUGCUUAAAUUUCUAUGGUAUAGAGAAGUGAAAAAAUGAUGAAGACAGGGCACUGCUGUCUGAGUUUGACCCUCCUAUAAGCUAUGCCCUGCUCUCUCCUCAGACCCCCUUCCUAUGGCUUCUGCCAACCAUGGCAGGGAGGGGUGGGGAAGGGGGGGUUGGGACUGGGACUCUGUGGCCACUGUCCCAGCCCCUCAGAACUCCCACUCCAACCUUUUCCACUUCAGUUGGGUCCUGAAAAUUCAUCACAAGGUUUUACUUUCUACUCCAGGACUGGUUUUGUUUUUAUAAAAAACAAAAGUGAAAACACCAAUGUGUGAAAUGCCUUAGGGUGCCCACUGGAGAGCCGGGCCCACUGGGCCUGCAGCAGAGCUGUCCAAUGGUCCUCUUUUCAGAACUGUUUGUGAGUGAGCACCUUCUGACUGGUAAUAAAAAACUUGGAUUUGGA
Molecule: messenger RNA, 4150 nt
Organism: Phacochoerus africanus (Common warthog)
Lineage: Eukaryota; Metazoa; Chordata; Mammalia; Artiodactyla; Suidae
Gene: OSBP2
Product: oxysterol binding protein 2
Exons: 14
Coding region: 1-2748 (915 amino acids)
Cellular component (GO): membrane; cytosol; intracellular membrane-bounded organelle
Molecular function (GO): cholesterol binding
Source: RefSeq, a predicted model, not a curated record